Molecule: messenger RNA, 712 nt
Organism: Gryllus bimaculatus (two-spotted cricket)
Lineage: Eukaryota; Metazoa; Arthropoda; Insecta; Orthoptera; Gryllidae
Source: the annotation of a GenBank genome assembly
UCAUGUGUGAGGAAGAACGGUUGUGACGCGCUCGCCUGUCCAUCUGGCCGCAGGCGCCACAGUGGCCGCCGGCGAGGUGUGGCUGUCCCUUGCAGCCGAGCAGCGCCUACAACUGUUUCGCUGGAGCGCGCAUGCUGCUGGCUCGUCCCUCUUCGUGCCAUCAUGAGCCCUCGCGCUACUCCCUCAUCGUCUCCAAGCUGUGGAAAGGGCUGCGACGUGAAAUUCGACACCACACCUCCUGCCGCCGUCAAAGAAUACGAGCUCUCAAAUAUAGGGCUCAAGCGGUAACUUUACAGUUCAAAGGGGACGAGCUCCUUGUUUAAAGAGAUGUGCUAACAGUCAGAGCAGCACAGGUUCGUCGGAGCAGCGAGCGGAAGCCAAUGCGACUUCCGAGGAGAUUUGCAUAAUCCACAGCCUAUCGUUGAGGUUUCCGACGAAGUGUUUGUAAACGCGCUCCCCUUCCCAGUGCGAAGACUCUUGCAUUACGAGCGAUCUCCUUGAACUCUCAUCGAGGAGGAAAGCAGUGUUGCCAGAGGGAAUGCAGCCUUUCCUUCUAAUGUUGAACAUUUCCUGCAAGAGCGAAAGCGAAAAUUCACAUAAUAAAACGUCAGUAAUUUUUAAUAUCAGCAUUGAAAUAAAUUGAGAAUUUUGAUAAACAUGUUUCAAGCAUUGUAACAAGUAUGUUAUACCUCAUCUUGUGAAAAAUUUUAUC